AUGAAGGAUGGGGAAGCAUUCGGGAGACACAAGGCUGAUGGACGAGAUUAUGAAUUUUACGGCGGAUGGUCUCAGAAUCGGCUUGGGCUUGGCACUCCAUUGGUUGCUCAACUUAGCACUCCAUUCGUUGCUCAACAUGACACUCCGUUCGUCGCUCAGCGUGACACUUCGUUCGUCGUUCAAUGCGGCACUCCGUUCGUUGCUCAACACGACACUCCGUUUGUCGCUCAGCGCGACACUUCUUUCGUCACUCAAUGCGGCACUCCGUUCGCCGCUCAGUGCAGCACUCCGUUCGCCGCUCAACUCGGCACUCUGUUUGCCGCUCAGCUCGCCACUUCGCUCACCGCUCAACUUGGCACUAUCUUGGCAGUCCAUUCGUCAUUUAGCCCGGCACUCUAUUCGUCACUUUGCCAGGAAUACUCGCCGCUCUACUCAACACAUAUAUAUUCGCCGCUUUCUCAACACGCUUUUACUGCUAAAUCCUCGCUCGCUGCUUCUUCGCUCGGCACUCCAUUCGCUGCUCAACGCGGUACUCUGUUCACCGCUCAACGCGGCACUCCGUUCGCCGCUCAACGCGGCACUCCGUUCAUCGAUCAGCGCAGCACUCCGUUUGCCGCUCAGCGCGACACUCCGUUCGCCGCUCAGUGCGGUACUCUAUUCGCCGCUCAGCUCGGCACUCCGUUCGCCGCUCAACAAGACACUCCGUUCGCAGCUCAACAUGACACUUCCAUUUCAUUCAUCACUCAGUUCGACACUUCGUUCGUCGCUUUGCUCGGCACUCCAUUCGUCGUUCAACUCGGCACUCCAUUCGUCGUUCAACUCGGCACUCCAUUCGUCGCUUUUCCCGACAUACUCGCGGCUCUGCUCGACACAUAUUUGCAUUGCCCCGCAUAUUCGCCGCUCUGCUCAACACAUAUUCGCUUUGCCUGGCAUACUUGCUUUACUACUUGA
Zingiber officinale is the source of this 951-nucleotide messenger RNA. RefSeq lists its product as uncharacterized. The transcript has 6 exons. The record is from RefSeq and is a predicted model, not a curated record. Bases 1 to 951 code for a protein of 316 amino acids. Lineage: Eukaryota; Viridiplantae; Streptophyta; Magnoliopsida; Zingiberales; Zingiberaceae.